Colletotrichum orchidophilum is the source of this 363-nucleotide messenger RNA. RefSeq lists its product as uncharacterized. Bases 1 to 363 code for a protein of 120 amino acids. NCBI's taxonomy places the organism in Eukaryota, Fungi, Ascomycota, Sordariomycetes, Glomerellales, Glomerellaceae. The transcript has a single exon. The record is from RefSeq and is a predicted model, not a curated record.
AUGCGUUGCUUUCCGUCUUCUUUUUCUCCGGGAGCAAAUGAUGCCAUCUCGAGGGUUGCGGACGGUGGACCUGGCAGCUGGCGUGGUUUACUGGGAAGGUGCAUGUUCGCUGGGCAAGGGAAAUUAGCUGGUUCUGGAGCCGUCGACCGUCACUCUGGAUACGAGAGGGAGCGGACGGACCUUCUGGUGUCCCCGGCAAAACGAAGCGAAUUCGCGAACCCCGUUUAUGAGGCACAUUGCUCCACGGGCCCGAGGGAGAGGGAGAGGAGCGAGGGCAUGCCGCACAGCAGUGAGGCACGGCCGGUGCAGGGACUUGUUGAAGGGUGGCCUGCCGGGAUACACAGCAGGAUUGAAUUUUUUUGA